This is a messenger RNA of Penicillium pulvis, 690 nucleotides long. RefSeq names its product Hemopexin-like domain-containing protein. The coding region runs from base 1 to 690 and encodes 229 amino acids. The transcript has a single exon. The record is from RefSeq and is a predicted model, not a curated record. NCBI's taxonomy places the organism in Eukaryota, Fungi, Ascomycota, Eurotiomycetes, Eurotiales, Aspergillaceae.
AUGGUCUUCAACACGGUAAUAUGUGCCGGGUUACCCGGUAGUAAUUCCAAGAGAGCGUUUUUCGUUCACGGUCUUUAUUUCUCUGAGAUGAAGUUUCCCGAGCGGAAGUUAUUCGCCACAAGUUCCACUCUCCGCAACUUCGGGGCACUGGCACAUGCCAAGUUUCCCACUCUUGAUGCUGCCCUUCCUAUACGAGGGACCUAUAAUGAGUUCUACUUGUUUUACGGAACCCAAGUUGCAUAUUGGGGCUACGGAGACACCCAAACCCACGAUGGACCUUGGAAAAUCACCGACAAGUUCAAGAGUCUCGGAAAAGCCGGGUUCGAUAUCAUCGAUGCUGCUAUGCAUGUGCCAGGAAAGGAUGACGAAGCCUUCUUUUUCCGCGGGACGAGCUAUGUUAAGAUACAUCUGAAGGACGAUCGCAUUACUUCCGGCCCUGACAGUCUGGUCAAUAAGUGGCCUGGUUUGACCCAGGCUGGUUUUGAUGCUGUCGAUGCUAUCAUGCCUGUUCCUGAUAAAAGCGAUGAGUUUUACUUUUUCAGGGCGAACAAACUUGCGACAAUCAAAGUCACCACUGGAGCCCCUGAUCAGAUUGUGGACGGACCUGAAAAUCUAGUAUCUUCCGAGUACGGCGUGACUGCCUGGAAUGGAGCAUUUAGAUUCCUCCAUCAGAGGGUGAAUUCGUGGUAG